Messenger RNA from Westerdykella ornata, 4320 nucleotides. RefSeq names its product AAA-domain-containing protein. The coding region runs from base 119 to 3958 and encodes 1279 amino acids. NCBI's taxonomy places the organism in Eukaryota, Fungi, Ascomycota, Dothideomycetes, Pleosporales, Sporormiaceae. The record is from RefSeq and is a predicted model, not a curated record. The transcript has a single exon. Gene Ontology annotation, cellular component: mitochondrial outer membrane. Gene Ontology annotation, molecular function: ATP binding; ATP hydrolysis activity.
CUCUAUUAUUAUAGUCUGUUCGCGCUCCGCCAUUUAGUCCUUGCUUCCGAGGACGUCGAGUUAAGGUUGGAGGAAGUCUAGCCGGAGUCUUGGCAUAAACAUCUGAACAGCCACAUCCAUGCACCGGCCAGGCAAAGGAUCUCAGGCCCAACGAACCAGCAAACCACCGACCUCUUCGCCAUUCUCCCGCGCUCCCCCCCACCUCCUCCUUUCGACCUGCAUUCUACUCGCAAGCCACGCUUUGCGGGCUCGUCAGAGUGCUAUGUAUGUCGCCAUACGACCGGCACUGCGGUCAUCAUCCAGAGCCCGACCUGCUCGCCUCAUAAACGGCCGUCGCUAUCCACAGACUACUCGAGUACAGUCAUUCCAUUCGACACGAUUCCUUGCUCACACGCCGACGCCCACACCGACCCCCGAUAAUACCAACGUUGACGCCAGCAAUGCGGACAAGAAGAGCCGUGAGAAGUCCAGCGUGGCGGACCAUGUAGAAGCCCCGGAGACCAUCGAGGACCCGGAGAUCCUGGCGCAGAAGCUUCAGCGAUCGAGGGAGCUGGCCCGACGGUACUCAUCCGCUCUGCGCAGGUCGCAACGGCGGAAUCGGGCGCAUGGCCUGCCGCCCAUCUAUAUCCCGGAUUGGUUCCUAGAGGGAAGGGUCCGAUUGCGCGAAGAUGCGCAUCCGCAGCGGGCGCUGGCGCGGCGGAGUGAUUGCACGCUGGAGCUGAAGCAUAAGGCUUCUGGGGAGAAAGCUUCGCUUUCAAUUCCGGUCUCGACGCAUGCGGCCGCUUUCAAGGCGAUUUCCCAGAUCAUCAAGGCGCUAUGGAGGCAAGGUCUGUCGAAGGAGCAUAGGGAAAUGUUGGCGCGCGACUUUGCACGCAGGAUGGGACGAGAGGAUGACGAAGAGUUCGUCAAGGCGCUGGAGAGGGGAGAGGAGCCAAGAGUAGGGCUAUGGCAGGAGGCUGGAAGCGCCGCGCCUGAAGACACCUCCGGCGUGAGAGGGGAAGGAGAUCUUGCGAUGGAGCUGAAAAUGAGGACGAAGUUAUUGCAGGAUGGCCGCCGGAUAUCACCCCUCUUACUCGCCGAGAUACGAGCUACAAUGGCUGCCUCCUUGUCCACAAUUCAGCCUGCAACAACCCAUUCCUUUCCUGCCGCUAAGACCAACCUAAUCCUACACUCGCCCUCGAAUGACUACGAAACGGUUCUCCAUAGCACAGUCCAGCUUCUUGCCGCUGAGUUCGGUGCCGAUGUUGUUACGCUCAACGCUCAGGAUCUCGCACAGCUCGCAGGUGAUUAUCUUGGAGAGGGUCCAGAGCCAUCCCCCGAUUCGAUACGCUCGCUGGGUUAUGAAACCUACAAAUAUGGACCCAGUUUCGCCGACGAGAUGGACUUAUGGCCGAAAGAGGAAACAGUCGAGGAGGAACCGGAGCCUGCACUUGGGAUAGGUCCAAUCAAGUUCCAUAUCGUCUGGAAGGAAGACGGCAAGCGUCCGUCUCAACCGCUGAAGAGCCGGCAAUCGGCCAGCACUGGCUUGGUGGAAGAUAGUGCCGCGUCAUCCUUCCAAUCCUCUCGGGGUCAGUCGACGAGCGAGGUCCAGUUGGAAGAUCUAAAGCUUUCAACUCUUCUUGAGGCUCUUGUUGACACAAACGAGCUCAAGAGAAGUCGGGGAAUCACCGCUCCGGCGAAGCUGGCCUCUACUACCCGAUCACGAUCAACCGUGUCACCGGAGUCCAAGACUACGGAACAACCGCAGCUAUUCGACUAUUCCUUCGAGAGUGGCGCCUCUGAACUCGAUUUCAGCACUGCACUGCCCGCCGACGUCAAAGAUGCCCUUUCCCUGACUCUGAACAACACACCAUCCUCCCGUCGACCAGCAGUUCCUAAGACCCCGAAGAUCAUUUACGUGAAAGAUAUCAAGGAGCUGAACGCUACGCAGUACGGCAGUCGAAUCAUGCAAAAGCUUGAAGAAAUCGUACGCAAGCAACGAAACGCCGGGGAGAGCGUGAUGCUUCUCGGUACCACGUGCUCCGAGGACCUCACUCCUGAAAUCUCGCCGUCUGGUUUCCACCAACUCCAGUCCGAAGGCGGUGACGGUUUCUAUCGCACCAUUGUGGUGACGCCCGGAAGCGUCGAGGAAGACGCUAACGCAGAGCUCAAGGCCGUUGGGCGGGCCUUCCAGUUGGAAAUGAGUCUCUCGACAGCCGAGAAGAAGAAAUUCCGAGAUAUCAACCUGCGGCACAUUCACGACAUGCUUCGCUGUUUGGAUCCGCAGGCCACUGCCAACCUCGCAGACUUGCAGCGCAAUAGGGAAGGCCUACGUAGAUUUAGCUCGACUUUCCCUCAGCAGUACUUCUGGAGCGUCCUGUCGUACGACUCGGUCCAUCGUAUCGCACUCACAGCGCUUGGCCUCCGCCUGUUGGAUUCGAAUGCCGAGCAGCUGAGUUGGGCACAUGUAACGCUCGCCAUGGGCCUACUGCAGGCAAGCGACCAGGUCAAAUACAACUUUGCCAACUUCCACGCCAGCGACCGCGAACGUCAAGAGAAGGAGAGAGAGGCUCAGCAUCGGGAGCACAUGGACCGCUUGAAGGCCAUGUUCGAAAAGCCCGCGCCGAAGAAUGAAAAGGCCCAGACGAAGGACAAAUCAUCGUCCACGUCCUCAUCAUCGUCGCCCUCCAAACCGCAGAAGAAGAACUUGGCAGCCAUCGAAAAGUCAUUAAACCCCUACGAGAAGCGACUCCUCUCCGGCAUCGUCGAUGCCGAUAACAUAAACACCACCUUUGACAAGAUCCACGUCCCCAAGGACACGGUCGACGCCAUCCGCUCCAUAACAUCGAUGUCGCUCCUCCGCCCCGACGCCUUUAACUACGGUGUCCUAGCCACGGAAAAGAUCUCGGGAGCCCUCCUCUACGGUCCCCCGGGAACAGGAAAGACGCUUCUCGCCAAAGCCGUCGCCAAGGAAUCCGGCUCCACUAUGCUCGAGAUCUCGGGCUCGCAAAUCAUGGACAAGUACGUCGGUGAAGGGGAGAAGAACGUGGCUGCGGCGUUCUCGCUGGCGAGGAGAUUGUCGCCGUGUGUGCUGUUCCUGGACGAGGCGGAUGCGAUCUUCUGCACGAGGGAUGCCGGGCACGAGAGGGGCGGGCACAGGGACGUGCUGAACCAGUUCCUGAAGGAGUGGGAUGGGCUGCGGGAUAUGUCUGUUUUCGUCAUGGUGGCGACGAACCGGCCGUUCGAUAUGGACGACGCCGUCAUACGGCGGUUGCCGCGGCGGUUGCUCGUCGACCUGCCGAAACAGGAGGAUCGCAAGGAGAUAUUGAAUAUCCAUCUUCGGGGCGAGGAGGUGGCGCCCGAGGUCGACCUGGACGAUUUGGCCAAGCGGACGCCGCUGUAUAGCGGGAGCGAUCUGAAGAAUGUGGUUGUUUUCGCGGCGUUGGCGGCGGUGAGGGAGGAGAAUGAAAUUGCGGCUGUUGAGGCGACGAAGAGGAUUGCCGAGUUGGCGAGGGAGGCGGGCGAGGCGACGGUCGAGGGAGAGGGCGAGAUGGCGGAGGCGGCGGAGACGGCGGAGAGUGCGGCGGAUUCGGGGGCUAGUCCCGCUGCCCCUGCUGCUGCUGCUACUACUUCCGGGACAGAGUCUGCAUCAGCAACUUCGACGACGUCAACUCCAACGAUAUCAACGACUUCAACGGCAUCAACGACAUCCACGCACCCGCCGAUCCUCACCGCCGCCCUGGCAAGCCACUACACGUUCCCCCCUCGGCGUAUCCUGCAGAAGCGCCACUUCGACCGGGCGCUGCAGGAGGUCAGCGCCAGCAUCUCCGAGAACAUGCACAGCCUCAAUGCCAUCCGCAAGUUUGACGAGACGUACGGCGACCGCAGGGGCAGGAAGAAGAAGACCAUGUACGGGUUUGGGGUGCACAGUGAGGAUGAGGGGGGUGCUGUCGAGGAGGCUGCGAGGGUGAGGCGGUAGGGUGUAGGUAGGCGGUAGGGAAGGCUGGAGGGAGAGGGAGUCCCAGGCAGACGCUGUGGUUUACUGGUGGAAUAUUAGAUGAGGAGGGGGAGGGGGAAGGGGGAGUAGAUUUGGCAUUUUGUAUGGCAAGCAAGCAAGGGUCAUGACGGGUAUGCGUGCCCUCCGAUAGUAUGGUAGGUGGGUUGGGUCUCUGGAGCCCGGUGUUGUUGUAUAUCUUGUAUCAUAGAUGGCCUUUUUCUUUCCAUCUUAUCCUCCCCUAGGUUCGGAAACUCGUCAUCCGGUCGGGAUUGGCAGCAUGAAAAAACAUGCAGAUAUAUACUCUAUAGCAUAUGUAUGGGCGCGGAAUGAUUCGUUCAUCUGCU